Macrosteles quadrilineatus (aster leafhopper) is the source of this 1129-nucleotide messenger RNA. RefSeq lists its product as uncharacterized. Bases 100 to 1092 code for a protein of 330 amino acids. The record is from RefSeq and is a predicted model, not a curated record. The transcript has 2 exons. NCBI's taxonomy places the organism in Eukaryota, Metazoa, Arthropoda, Insecta, Hemiptera, Cicadellidae.
GUGGCAAAGUUUACUGGUGGGAAGCAAGUUAAUCGAUGCAAGAGGGGCUCUUUUACUUUCAGAGCGAGGGCUGCCGCAUUAGAUUUCCAGUACGGUCCAAUGUGGCAUUACAGAAGCAUGAAAUCACAUUUAAAAAGGAGUCCCGCGCUUCUGGUGAAGAAAAUUGGAUUGAGGCGAACGAAACGGCUGAUCACAUGUAGGAGGGCAUUGAUGAGGAAAAGGAAGGAGGUUAGACACAAAAGCACAGUAUCACGAAAAGAUGAGAAGGAAAUGUCAGGUGCCAAAGAUUAUGGAAGCUUCUGCCAAAGACUUGACUUAGAUGAUGAUGAGUUUGAGGCAGAAAAAUCAGAUCUCUUGAAAUCUUUAGCCUUAAACGACGAGGAAAAAGCUUUGGUUGAAGUUGCGACCCGUGGACAACGAGAAAAUAGUCGUUGGCUAGAAGAGAGGAAAGUUCGACUGACUGCUUCAAAUUUCGGGUUAAUCUGCAAGCGAAGAUCUAAAUCAUUGUGGGCACCUGUUGUAAAACAAUUGCUCUACAAUAAAAUUUCAACAGAUGCUAUGAUGUAUGGAGAACUCAAUGAAUCUGCUGCUAUACAGUGCUUUGAAGACAAACUCAACACAAAAGUACUUCCUUGCGGUUUAUUUGUUGAUAAAGCGAUCGACUUCCUAGCAGCUUCUCCAGAUGGUGUGGUGGGAGAAGAAGACAUCGUUGAAGUUAAGUGCCCUAAGUCUGCGGAACUGUUGACCAUACCUGAAGCAGUAAAGCAAAUCAAGAGCUUUUGUUUGGCACCUUGUAAAUCGUCUAAUGAUAUUAAAUUGAAAAGAAACCACAAUUACUAUUAUCAGGUUCAAGGGCAAUUGCAUAUUUCCAAUAAAAGAAGGUGCUACUUUGUUGUUUGGACUAAAAAGGACAUCCACAUAGAAGCAAUUGAGCGGGACGAUAAGUUUUGGAAGGAAAAAAUGGAGAAGCCUUUAUGUUUCUUCUACAAAUGCGCUCUUCUUCCAGAAAUAGUCGACCCCAGAACCUGCCGGAGUAUGCCGAUACGAGAACCGAACAUUUCUCUUCCUGAAUUCAAACUUGAUGAACAUUAAAUGGCCAAAUAGUAGAUCAAAAUAUGCACCGUGUAUA